This is a messenger RNA of Actinia tenebrosa (Australian red waratah sea anemone), 2277 nucleotides long. RefSeq names its product arylsulfatase B. The record is from RefSeq and is a predicted model, not a curated record. Gene Ontology annotation, molecular function: sulfuric ester hydrolase activity. Lineage: Eukaryota; Metazoa; Cnidaria; Anthozoa; Actiniaria; Actiniidae.
CGGGGCAUGGGUAGUUUUGGAUUAUGGAAUGGAUUGGCCAAAGUUUAAAAGGGCUCUUUUGUUCGCGUCGAUUCUGUUGCUUGUUUGUUCAGUUGGCUUUGGAAAGACGAAAAAACCCAACAUCGUAUUUAUAAUAGCAGAUGAUCUGGGUUGGGAUGACGUCAGCUUUCAUGGCUCACCCCAGAUCCCCACGCCAAACAUCGACCGUUUGGCAAAUAACGGUGUAAUACUAAACAACUACUACGUAUCACCAAUAUGUACACCAACAAGAGCAUCGAUCAUAACGGGGAAAUACCCAAUACGCCUAGGUAUGCAGCAUUUUGUAAUAUACGCAGCACAGCCAUAUGGAUUACCGCUGGACGAGAUUACUUUACCGCAGUAUCUUAAAACACAGGGUUACCGCACAGCUGGGGUUGGCAAGUGGCAUCUAGGGUUUUUUGCUAAAGAGUAUACCCCAGUUAACCGUGGUUUUGACUCGUUCUACGGUUUCUGGGGCUCGAAAACUGACUACUGGAAUCACUCGUCCUACGAGAAUGAUUUCUGGGGAAUCGAUUUGAGAGACAAUAUGGAACCAAUCAGCGCAAAGAAUUUAAGUGGUAUAUAUGGAACCGAGCUCUUCACAUACGAAGCUGUUGACAUAAUCAAGGAUCACGAUACAGAAGUACCGCUGUUCCUUUACUUGUCUCAUCAAGCUGUGCACUCUGCAAAUCAAAACGAACCUCUACAAGCACCUCAGGACAAGAUCGAUAAAUUUAAAGACACUAUUGAUAAUGAAGAUCGGCGUAAAUACGCUGCCAUGGUAACCGCUCUCGACCAAUCAGUGGGCAAUAUCUAUGAAGCACUAAAGACGAAGAAAAUAGAGGAUAAUACUGUGAUCGUAUUUACUACAGAUAACGGUGGAGCACCUAACGGAUUUAACUGGAACAUGGGGUCGAACUAUCCGCUACGCGGGGGAAAAGACAUGGUAUGGGAAGGAGGAAUAAAAGCUACAGCCUUCGUCUAUAGCGACCUCAUCUCCAAGAAGGGUCGCGUGUGUCACGACUUGAUUGACGUCAGUGAUUGGGUCCCUACGCUGUAUUACGUCGCAGGGGGUGACCCUGAAUUACUGCAACCAAAUAUGGAUGGAAAGAAUGUGUGGGAGACGAUAUCAAGAGGUGAGAAAUCACCAAGGGAUGAGAUACUGCACGCUAUUGAUCCGUGGCGUAAUUUCGCAGCAAUUCGUCGAGGCAGAUACAAGUUAGUUGUUGGCAUGGAUGACACUUAUCAAGAUGAACCAUGGCAUCCGAGAUAUAAAGAUUUGUUAGCCACGGAACAGCCUCAGGUCAUACCUGGGGCUGUACUAGACUGUGGAGAAAGAUCCAAGCAAGAUAAGAAGUGUGACAGUAGGAAUGGUUCAACAUGUCUCUUCGAUAUGGUAGAAGAUCCAUGCGAGUACAACGACCUAUCCAAUCAAAUGCCUCAGAUGGUCCAACAGCUUCUAAAACGCCUAGUGGAGUUUCAAAAAGGUUCUCGUCCAGUUUGGUACCCACCCAUCGACACUGACGCCGACCCGGGCAAACGUGGUGGAUACUGGGGCCCAUGGAAAGAACUUACAGACAACAGCAGCCUCAUAAAUGGAUGGAAUGCUAUCAGCACUUUACUUGUCACGGAGAUUUUAGGAGGAAAACAUGGCGAUCAUACUGAACAAAGGUGUCAACAUGAUACGAGACAUAUUGAUGAAAUCCUUCUGCAAGUACCUCCAGAUCUUCUAGAAACGACGAAACUUAAAGACCUGAUCAAUAGAGUUAAUAGCUAUAAAGAUUUUUGUAAAUCAGAUGCUAAAAUGACAUGGACUGCUAACAAACCUGUUGAAGUGUUUGCUACUGAGCAACCAAGAAACUGGACUGACAGGUUUUAUUAUCGGUUGAGGUCAAAAAGGUAAUCUGUUUUAACAUUAAACAAAACGCCUUACAGUUCUCACAAUGUUAAGGCGUAAUUUUCAAGAGCGCAUCCGCAUGCAUCUAGAGUCUCUCAGGGAAGCGUUCGUAAACCACAGGAAACCCAUAAUAGAGAGCAAAGUUACUUUUCUACUGAAGGAGCAAUCCAAGUAUAGCCGGGUUCCCUGUGGUGGCCCUUUUAAAUUUGUGACACCUUAAGAAUCACAUUAAAUAAAAAACAUAUUAAGCCUUUUGAAAUUUUCAAAAACAGCAUAAAGCUGGAUGUCUUAUAUUUUGUCCGUACUUCCAAUGCGUACAUUCCAUCUUGCCUCUGUCAACCUUUAGUCCUAAAAUUUGUGUA